Messenger RNA from Populus euphratica (Euphrates poplar), 755 nucleotides. RefSeq lists its product as uncharacterized. NCBI's taxonomy places the organism in Eukaryota, Viridiplantae, Streptophyta, Magnoliopsida, Malpighiales, Salicaceae. The coding region runs from base 278 to 730 and encodes 150 amino acids. The record is from RefSeq and is a predicted model, not a curated record. The transcript has a single exon.
GAUAUCUUUCUUAAACUCAAGCGCUCCUAUAAAGACCAUUAACUGAAUUCUCUUUUCCACCAUGGCCAGUGUCCGUCUCCCUCUCCAACACAAACAGGGAAGUAAAAAAACCAAAACCCUCAAAACCCAUCACAAAUAUUAAAAACCCUUGCAUACAUAAGCACCUUCCUUGCUUGAUUAGUAUUUGUAUUUUAAAAGAAUACCUUCAAGAUUCAUUACCCCAUCAAAAAAAAAAAAAAUUAAUUAAACCUUCCUAGGAUAAUCCUCUCUCUCCAAUAUGGAAAAAACAAACACACCAUCAAUAAAUAGCAGGGAAAAAAAUCUUGAAUUGAGUUCCAGUGCUAGUUUUCUCUUGCCAAACGGCUACGACUCAAAAGAUCCUGAUAUAGAGAUGAUACAGAUACAGCCUUUAACCUACACAAGUUUGAGGGACUUGUUACCUUCAUCACCACCACCACCAUGCCUCCUGUCACCAACACAAAGGUCAAGUAGCUGGAAAGAGAUAUCCAUCAGGAAUCCAUUGGUGAAGCAUGCAGCUAGGGCUUACUUACAGCCCAUGUCAACUCCUGAUGUUGGCAAUAGAGGGUUGUUUCAGAGAUUGAAAGAUCAAUGUGGGUGCAUUGGGUGGUUCGACGACAUCGUUCUGAAGCCCCUGAUGGUUAAGUUUUUUGGGAGGAGAGAGGAGAUUAGUGACGAUGAUGACGAAGACGAUUAUUUGAGACGAGAUUAGAGAGGAGGUUUGACUCCAGGCAAGG